AUGAACACACGUAGGGCACGGAACUACAGACGCGUCUCCCAAGCUUGCGACAAUUGCAGGCGAAAGAAGGCGAACCGUCUUACCCAGCUGGAAGAGAAGCUCGAUAGGAUCAUCAGCAGGGUAGAGCCCCUGGGGACACAACAUGUUACCCCCUGUUCAGCCCCCGGUGUAGAGUCAACGACAUUGGCCUCUUCACCAUCGUCAAUCUACGCAUCCCCCACGUCGCUGUUAUCAAGAGAGACCAUCACAAGAGCAAUCGAGAUCCACUUCACACGGAUACAUCGCCAGCCACUCUGGUUGUUCGACACCGAGUCCCCACCAACACCAGGCUCCAGCGUGGAACUCAUCUGUGUCAUCCUGGCGUUGAGCGUGACCUAUGGUGACGCCGGACUCUCCGACACCGACUUGAGGAGUCCAGUCUUUUACGGGAACACUUCCCGAAGAUUGAUCAUGCUCAAGGUCGCUGAAGGGAUUGUCGACUUGCAGAGUGUUCAAGCACUCUCUGGCGACGUCCCCCUGGCUGGCCUCAACACUACGCUGGCAAAGAACAUUUUACAGUACUUGACCCUUGGCCACCAAGGUCAGAACAACUCCUCAACCACCGAGGAGCACUCCAAAUUAUUUUGGAGUAUCAAUCUUAUAGAUGCAUGUUACGGACUGCCAGUCCUCUCUCCCACCUCUUCCGCGGACGCCCAAAACCCUAACUACUCGACUAUUCAAACAUGGAAGGCGUCCGUGACCUGUUCCCCGUUCCCUCAACAAUCCCAACCUGGGGGAGAACAAACCCUACCCCAUAUUUGGUCUCACUCUACGCGAAUUAGCAGUCUAUGGGGAGCGGUUAGACUCUACAUAUCGCGGUGCUUCGAAGAUGCCAUCACUGCUCCCUGGCAACCGACCUCGGACUACGCGGUACUCUGCUCAGAUAUUCUGGAAUUUGAGACGUCAUUUCCUGUCUCGCUGAGCUACAACAUGGUAAACUUCCCGGAACGUUCUCCCCAAGAGAUUCGAGAGAGGCGAGCGGACUGGCUGCCAUGGCUCAGGCUGCAAGUUACUUACCACGCCAUUCACUGCGUUCUAAAUCACCCGUUUCUGUACUCGCCCGAGUCUUCCAAACAGAGAUUGGGGUCAAACACUUUCUGGAGGGGAUCUUUUGAGAAAGCACUCCGCCAUUGCACGUGGAUCUCCCGAUUGAUAAGGGUUGCCAACGAGAAAGGCCUCGAACUGGCAGACCCGUUCUUCGCCCAGGCGGCAGCCAUUGCUGGAACGCUACAUCUGUACUGGACGCGCAGCAAUGAUGAUGCCUUGAAGAACUCGGCGACAAGCAACUUGGAGAUUUGUCAGGGACUUAUUGUUCAGAUGGCUGCGCAUUGGCCGCUUUGUGCGACGAUGUCGCGCGCCCUGGAGCACUUCAUUGAUCUUGUGAGUGCGUCGAACGGAAAGGAAGCGGAAGCAGCUCCGGUUGCAGCGAAAAAGUCAUUGAUGUGGAUGAUCAUGGAUAUCGCCGCUCCACAGUUCCCAGCUUACCCCGGUGAAGCAUCAAACGACAAAGACCUCUGCGAGACAGGGUUCAAUGAUGAUGAAUACAGAGCAACAAAUGAGUCCGAGAUACACUCUUCUCCAACCGAUAUGAGGGAGUCCACAGCACACUAUGCUUCGCCUCCAGAAUGGCUACCGUCAAGAUCGGAUUGUCCCACUGCGGAGUCCCGCACAAGAGAGUCGUUGCAAGAGCAAAGGCAUGUGGCCCCUUCCGGGUCUAUUGAGGAGAUGGGAUAUGAUAGGAACAGUCUUGAUCUACUGUGGGGGCCUUGGGAGCAGAUGAUGCGUAUGAGCACGAACCCUAUUACUGACUUGGACUGGUGGGACAUGAGUAAUCUGUGA
Fusarium vanettenii 77-13-4 is the source of this 1878-nucleotide messenger RNA. RefSeq lists its product as uncharacterized. Gene Ontology annotation, molecular function: DNA-binding transcription factor activity, RNA polymerase II-specific; zinc ion binding. Gene Ontology annotation, cellular component: nucleus. NCBI's taxonomy places the organism in Eukaryota, Fungi, Ascomycota, Sordariomycetes, Hypocreales, Nectriaceae. Bases 1 to 1878 code for a protein of 625 amino acids. The record is from RefSeq and is a predicted model, not a curated record. Gene Ontology annotation, biological process: regulation of DNA-templated transcription. The transcript is spliced from 6 exons.